AUGUGAAGGUCCUCUGGCUCCCACAACUCUACUAUCUUUAUACUCCCACUUUCGAGAUGUGUGUGAAGCCAGCCCUUCGAAUAUACUGGGCGAUGGCUGUGUCAACCAUUGCCAUGCAUUUCAGCCGUUCUCCGGGUACCAACUAUACUGAUGAUCACGGAAGAAAGCUUCUCAUGGGUGUGAGUGAGCGAAUUAGGACCAACAACGUGCAUCAAUGUCCGCACUUAAGUCGAAUUCCUCUUCAACGAAAAGGUUCGGCUAGGCCAAGCAUGUUUCCGAUAGAACAAAAUGCCGCCAUGGAUGAGUUACACUUUUCCCUCAGUUAUUUGUACGCACUUGGAGUACUUAUAUACGGCGCAUGACUUGUAUAAAUACAACUGGUACAU
Somion occarium is the source of this 386-nucleotide messenger RNA. Lineage: Eukaryota; Fungi; Basidiomycota; Agaricomycetes; Polyporales; Cerrenaceae. The record is from the annotation of a GenBank genome assembly.